Grus americana (Whooping crane) is the source of this 1346-nucleotide messenger RNA. It is a transcript of the gene SLC25A34, whose product is annotated as solute carrier family 25 member 34. Bases 140 to 1345 code for a protein of 401 amino acids. The transcript is spliced from 5 exons. NCBI's taxonomy places the organism in Eukaryota, Metazoa, Chordata, Aves, Gruiformes, Gruidae. The record is from RefSeq and is a predicted model, not a curated record.
GCGGCUUUGGAUUGGGGGGGGGGGGGUUGGUUUGCAGGAGGCGGUGCUUGCUCCCCCCCCUUUUUUUUUUUCCCCUGCAGAAGGGGGGGGGGGAACAGGGAAGGUGGAGCCUGGGGCCAUCCCUGCAGGCAGGUGCUGCAUGGCGGCGGGUGCCGGGGCCCUUGCACCCUUCCCCGGGCCCCCCCCCGCUUCCCUGCAUGAAUUCCCUUAUCCCCCCCAAAACAGACCCCGCGUCGCACGGGGUUCCCCAACCGGGGGGGUACCGCCGGCUAUCGAUUUGGUGCUGGGAGCCGCGGCCGGUUGCUUGGCCUGCGUCCUCACCAACCCGCUGGAGGUGGUCAAGACGCGGUUGCAGCUGCAGGGCGAGUUGCAGCCCCCCGGUACCUACCCCCGGCCCUACCGGGGGGUGCUGCGGGCGGUGGGGGCCGUGUGCCGGGCCGACGGGCUGCGGGGGCUGCAGAAGGGUCUGGCCGCCGGCCUCCUCUACCAGGGGCUGAUGAACGGCGUCCGGUUUUAUUGCUAUUCCCACGCCGAAGACGCCGGCUGGACGGGGUAUCCCGGUGGUACCGUGGCCGCCGGGGCCGUGGCCGGGGCGGUGGGAGCGUUCGUGGGCAGCCCCGCGUACCUGGUCAAGACUCACCUCCAAGCCCAGACACUGGCGGCCGUGGCCGUGGGCCACCAGCACAACCACGAGGGUAUCUCCGGCGCUUUUGAGAGCAUCUACAAGCAGCAUGGGGUGGCGGGGCUGUGGCGGGGGGUGACGGGCGCGGUGCCCCGCGUGGCGGUGGGCUCAGCCGCGCAGCUCGCCACCUUCGCCUCCGCCAAGGACUGGGUCUGCGAGCGCCAGUGGUUCGCGGAGGGCAGCUGGGCCGCGGUGCUGGCGGGGGGCAUGGUGAGCGGUGUGGCCGUGGCGGUGACGAUGACGCCUUUCGACGUGGUCAGCACCCGUCUCUACAACCAGCCGGUGGACGCCGACGGCACACCGGCUCCUCUCUCCCCAGGGCAAGCUCUAUCGGGGUUUUUUGGAUUGCAUCCUGCAAAUCUCCAGCAAAGAGGGGCUGCUGGGCUUGUACAAGGGCAUCGGCGCCGUCUACCUCCGCCUCGGCCCCCACACCGUCCUCAGCCUCUUCUUUUGGGACGAGCUCAGGAAGAUGGUGCAGCACCAGCAGCCCCCGGGGCCGUAGGACGGGCUCCCGGCCCCGCUGCGGCCGUUAAUAAAGGGGUUUUUCUAUUUUUGGCGUCGUUUCGGGGUCUUUGGGGUGGUGCAAAAAGAGAGGGGGAGGGUGUUUGUACCCUGCAAAGCCAGGGCCUGAAACGCUGUGAUGCAUCGGGCCGGAGAGGAUAAC